UUUUCCCUCUCCCCUGUUGCUCGUGAACGUGACUGCAAGCUUUCGCCGUGCUCCUACUUGGUCAUCGUCAUCGAGUCGCGACGGUGAUUCCGGAAGCUCGAAGGUCGGAGGACGGAGGAUGAGCUUCCAGGACGUCCAGAACGGCGCCCGGCCGGCCUCUUCCCGGUCCCAGAGCCCCUCGCAGGCGGUGGCCGCCGGGAUCUUCCAGAUCAACACCGCCGUCGCCGGCUUCCGCCGCCUCGUCGACGGCAUCGGCACCGCCAAGGACACCCCCGAUCACCGCCAGAAACUGCACAGCACGAGGCAGAGGAUACUGCAGUUGGUGAAGGACACUUCGGCGAAGCUCAAGGCGUUGAGCGAAUCCGAUCACGACUCCAGGGUCAAUCCGAGCAAGAAGAUAGAAGAUGCGAAGCUGGCGAGGGAUUUCCAAACUACAUUGCAAGAAUUCCAGAAAGUUCAGCAGCUCGCGGCCGAGCGCGAGUCUACUUACGCUCCAUCUGGUCCUCCUCCCUCUGCGACAACUUCCGGGUCUGAUGAGCAAGUGGCGUCUAGAAUGGACCAAGAAUACCAACCUUUUCUUAUGGAUCAGAGGAGGCAGGAGGUUGUGCUUUUAGACAAUGAAAUUGCUUUCAAUGAGGCUAUGAUUGAUGAAAGAGAACAAGGUAUAAGAGAAGUAGAGGAACAAAUUGGACAAGCAAAUGAAAUAUUCAGGGACCUUGCUGUUUUAGUUCACGAGCAGGGCGUGGUAAUUGAUGAUAUUCAAUCAAACAUUGAGAAUUCCGCGGCUGCGACAAAACAAGCGAAAGUUCAACUGGUUAAAGCUUCUAAAAGUACGAAAUCCAGAUCCUCAUGGUGUUGGUGGUUGUUGGCAAUCUUUGUGGUGGCUGUGAUCGUCUUCCUCCUUGUCCUCAUCCUCUAGCUUUGUGAGUAUAUUAGGCCAUCGAGGAGUGAUACUGUUUGAUUAUUUCUUCACUGUUGGUACAAGUUUUGCUAGUCUCCAUAUCGUAGAUGAGUUUAGCGUGCAUAAACGUGGAACAGUAUCGUUUUGCUUGUCUAUUUGUUGAUCCUUUUGGUUUUUUCAUUCGGUUGUGGCUGGGUUUUCUUGUUUCUCUUUCGUUUAUUUGUUCUUUUUUCCUGGAUAGUUGUUAUAACUGAUUGGAUAUUGUUCUUCUGAUUGGUGUGCUUUGGACGGAAAAUACAUAUAGUCCUUUUCAUUUAGC
Messenger RNA from Syzygium oleosum, 1220 nucleotides. RefSeq names its product syntaxin-22-like. The coding region runs from base 119 to 919 and encodes 266 amino acids. Gene Ontology annotation, cellular component: endomembrane system; SNARE complex; membrane. The transcript has 7 exons. Gene Ontology annotation, molecular function: SNARE binding; SNAP receptor activity. The record is from RefSeq and is a predicted model, not a curated record. NCBI's taxonomy places the organism in Eukaryota, Viridiplantae, Streptophyta, Magnoliopsida, Myrtales, Myrtaceae. Gene Ontology annotation, biological process: vesicle fusion; intracellular protein transport; vesicle-mediated transport.